This is a messenger RNA of Aspergillus puulaauensis, 1227 nucleotides long. RefSeq lists its product as uncharacterized. Lineage: Eukaryota; Fungi; Ascomycota; Eurotiomycetes; Eurotiales; Aspergillaceae. The transcript is spliced from 3 exons. Gene Ontology annotation, molecular function: oxidoreductase activity. The coding region runs from base 1 to 1227 and encodes 408 amino acids. The record is from RefSeq and is a predicted model, not a curated record.
AUGGCACCCAUAACUUUCCCAUCGGAAAACACCAUCACCGACGCAAAUAAAACUACGGAGCCAAAAACGGGAUCCAAUGAAGGGAGUUUAAUGGUGCCUUCAUUCGAGCCCUUUGAAUUUAAAGGACAAUCAGACACCAAAGACUUGGGCCUCACCUGGAGUGCACCCUUCCCGCUUGCCAUCAACGUUACCAACACCAAAACCAUUCACCAGGCCGUAUCCUUCAUCCGAAAUGUCACGGAGAGCGGCCAGCUGCGGGGUCUUAUAAAAGAGCAUGGUGGUGCCAUCCUUAUUCGCGGCCUCCCCCUCAAAACUCCUCACGACUACAGCAAAGUCGCCCAUGCAUUCGGGCUAAAGCCUCAUACCGAAGUUGGGAGACCACCGCUACGGACAGUGUUGGCGCCUAAUGUGAAAACAGCAAAUGAGGGACCACCAGAGCUUCCCAUUUGGCCUCAUAAUGAGUACGGAUGGUCCACUAUCAACCCUGCGUGGUUGACGUUCAGCGCGCUCAAGGUCCCUGAGCAAGGCGGUGCAACGCCGAUUACAUCCUCGAUUUACAUUGCCAAACGGCUUUCGGAGCUUGCUCCCGCAUUUUUGGCAGAUCUGCGUCGGCUAGGAGCCAAGUACACGUAUCGAUAUACGUCGAAGCAGCUGGUAUCUAAUACUGGAAACAGCGUCCGCGGAGCUUAUGGGCAGCAUGUCAGCGACGAUGAUGAAGUGGAGACUUUCCGGCUGAAGAUCGAGGCCGAGGUGAAGCGUCAUAGUGAGCACUUUGAAUGGCAUGAGGAUGGGAGCUUGAGCGUCACUCAUGUUGUGCCUGCGAUUCGUAUUCACAAACCUACAGGCGCCGCGGUUUUCUUUGGAAAUAUAACUUCUGCUUGGGGUCGUAGUAGAUACCACGGCGCCACGAGGCAUCCAUUCUUUGGGGACGACGGAUCAUAUCAUCCGCCACCGCAGUUUGGAGAUGGGACUCCGAUGAAGGUAGAAGAUCUUGACACGUUGCUGGAUAUUGCGGAGAAAAGUGCUAUUAUGAUCCGAUGGGAACAGGGUGAUUUGGUUAUACUCGAUAAUUACGCGGUUCAACAUUCCCGACAGCCUUGGAUUGGUGAGCGGCAGGUUCUUGCGGCCUUGUGGGAUGAUGGUGGACGAGUUGGCGAUUUUCCUGAGGGGCUUGAGCUCCUGAGGUAUGCUCCAAGAGUGCCAGUUGCAGGGCCAGGGGCGGAUUAG